UCGACGACCUUUACCAAAUGUAUCGCCCUACACGUGCGAUACAGUGAGCCCCGCCCCUUCUUUUCCCAAGUCCUCGUGGCAGACAAGACAAGAUGGUAGCCCGGCUAAGAAAGUGUAGGAAGCUUAGAGGUCAUGUGAGCCACGGCCAUGGGCGAGUUGGUAAGCAUCGCAAGCAUCCUGGUGGUCGAGGAAAUGCUGGAGGACAGCAUCAUCACAGGAUCAACUUCGACAAAUUCCAUCCUGGCUACUUUGGUAAAGUUGGAAUGAGGCACUUUCAUUUGACCCGCAAUAAGUACCAUUGUCCAACUGUUAAUCUGGACAAGAUCUGGACGCUGGUAUCUGAUCAGACCCGGACACAAUACAAGGACAGGACGGACAAGGCUCCCAUCAUCGAUGUGAUCAGAGCGGGUUUCUACAAAGUCCUGGGCAAGGGCAACCUUCCCAAGCAGCCAGUCAUAGUUAAAGCAAAGUUCUUCAGCAGGAGAGCCGAGAGAAAGAUCAAAGAAGUGGGCGGAGCUUGUGUACUUGUGGCUUAGAAACUUGAAAUAAUUUUGUUGGCAUUUUCAUGUUUUUGAUGUGAGACAUAAUUGUUCAAUAAUCACGUGAUAAUGUUUUAUAAUGA
Molecule: messenger RNA, 622 nt
Organism: Halichondria panicea
Lineage: Eukaryota; Metazoa; Porifera; Demospongiae; Suberitida; Halichondriidae
Product: large ribosomal subunit protein uL15-like
Exons: 5
Coding region: 93-536 (147 amino acids)
Biological process (GO): translation
Cellular component (GO): cytosolic large ribosomal subunit; ribosome
Molecular function (GO): structural constituent of ribosome
Source: RefSeq, a predicted model, not a curated record